This is a messenger RNA of Rotaria socialis, 2067 nucleotides long. The record is from the annotation of a GenBank genome assembly. NCBI's taxonomy places the organism in Eukaryota, Metazoa, Rotifera, Eurotatoria, Philodinida, Philodinidae.
AUGAUUUCUCAACCGUUACCACCACCAACACAACAACAACAACAACAACAACAGCAACCACAGCAACAUUCUCGUUCAUCCAAUAGUGAUGAUGAUUCUGGUUGUGCUCUAGAAGAAUAUGCAUGGUGUCCGCCAGGUCUUAAGGCAGAACAGGUUCGACAAUUUUUCAAAUGUUUUCCAGAAGAUAAAGUACCAUUUCUCAAUUCAAUUGGUGAAAAAUAUCGAGCAAGACUACUUGAAACACAACUACCACCACAAGAUUCUGAUCCAAAAUAUUGUCGUGCAUUAACUGAAGAUGAAAAAAAUGAAUUAAGAACAUUUAAUGAACAACAACGUCAUAAUGCAUUUGGUCGUGGCGUUGCUAAACAAUUGCUAUUGACACAGUCUCCUUUACCAUGUCGUGCAUGUCAAAACUUGAUUGAUUCAGGUUCAAUAUGUGUUUAUGCGGAACGCGCUGGACGCACUGGCUUUUGGCAUCCACAAUGUUUUACGUGUAUACAAUGCAAAGAAUUUCUUGUCAAUUUAAUCUAUUUUCACAAAGACGGCUUUCUUUAUUGUGGUAGACAUCAUGCUGAAUUAUAUAAACCACGAUGUACAGCAUGUGAUGAAAUUAUCUUCAGUGAUGAAUGUACCGAAGCUGAAGGUUAUAGUUGGCAUAUGGAUCAUUUUUCUUGUUCCAAUUGUACAAAACGUUUGGGCGGUGAACGUUAUGUUAUGCGACAAAAUCAACCAUUUUGUUUAAGCUGUUUUGAAACUAUGUAUGCAGAAUAUUGUGAUACAUGCGGUGAACGUAUUGAAACUGAUCAAGCACAAAUGGCACAUGAAUCUCAACAUUGGCAUGCAACAGAUGCUUGUUUUUACUGUUAUACAUGUCGUAUACCACUUCUUAAUCGUGCUUUUUUUCCUCGCUAUGGUGCACUCUUUUGUUCAAAUGAAUGUGCAUUGAAACGCAACAAUCGUUUUAAUAAUAAGAAAUUUAUUCAACAACAAAAAUUUGAUAAAGGUCCCGAUAUAAUACCAACAACAUAUAAGAAUACAACUCAACAACAUGUUAAAGUUGUUUCUGGACGUCCCAAGAGUUAUUAUCAACAACAACAACAACAGCAACCAAACAUUCGUGCACCAUCUAGUCGACCAAAAGAUCAAGGCGGUUAUACUUCUGAUGGAGCUUAUAUUAAUAAAUAUAAACGUGAUUAUAAUAAUGGUUAUUCAUCUGACGGUACUGGUACACGACGAUUUAAAAAUAUUCAUCAACAAUAUCAAACAAAUUCAACUUAUGUAAAAGAUAAACCACAAGUAUUCUUACAACUACAAUCAUCCCCUGAGUCAAUAUUAAAAAAUCGUCAGCAAGAAAAAAUGAAUUCAUCAAAAGUUCGUUCAAGGGAACCAAUACAAUUUUACAAUGAUCUAAAUCUUGAGCAACUCGAUCGCCAUGGUGCCACACUUGAAAUAGCUCGUUGUUCAACUUCGAAAUCGUCACGUUCAUCGUUACCUGACUUAAGUAAUAAAACCACUCGAAUUAAUUCAAAUAAGUCCAAUCAUUCAAUCCUAUCUCAAGAGACUUUAAUUGAUUCGUCAUCAACGAGUAAAACUCGUUUGAAAAAUUUUGAUUCCAAUGAAAUAAUGUAUCCAAUAUCACGACCAAAAUCAGUUGCCUUUUCAACAGUAGCAACGCAAUUUCCACGUUCACGCUCAUUGAAUGGCUCGGGACGUUUUACUAAGCAACAUCAUGUUCGCUUUGUUGAUGAUGAGAAAGAAAAACGAAUUGAACCAACCUCAGUGAAAACGAAUCGAUCAAAAAAAUAUCAUUCGUCAUCUUCAUCAUCAUCAUCAUCAUCGUCGGAAUCAGAUGAUGAUGAUCUAGACUCGAUUUAUUGUCAAUAUGAUAUUCAUGGAAAUCGAAUAAAGAAGCCAAUUAAUGUGGCAAAAAAAAUUAGCUAUAUCGACGAUUUCGAAUUCGGAAAGAAUACAGUUAAUCCUGUACUAAUGAAAAAGCCGACUACACCAAGUAAGAAAAAUAAAAAAUCAAAUAGUGGACAAAGAAAGAGAGAUUGUAUUAUUAGUUAA